Messenger RNA from Stylophora pistillata, 1545 nucleotides. Its product is annotated as dynein light chain Tctex-type 5-B. NCBI's taxonomy places the organism in Eukaryota, Metazoa, Cnidaria, Anthozoa, Scleractinia, Pocilloporidae. The record is from RefSeq and is a predicted model, not a curated record. Gene Ontology annotation, cellular component: cytoplasmic dynein complex; cytoplasm. Gene Ontology annotation, molecular function: dynein intermediate chain binding. Gene Ontology annotation, biological process: microtubule-based movement.
CCAAGUAAGUAUGAAGCAGCAACUAUUGACUAUGCCGGCAACUCUUCAGUUAAGUCACGGGUCGUCGGUCAUGAAUAUCUUGGCACUGCUAUCUAGAGGGAUUAUUGUAAUUCUAUUAAAUAAGGUGUGCCGGGAACUUUCAUAUCAAUUCAGAGAGGCUCUAUGAAAUAGUUCGGUUGCUGACGUCUUUGUACGGUGUAGCGCGCAUAAUUAAGCUCUGGCAAAUGUUCACAGCAUUGAUAUGAUAUUUAUAACUGAGCUCAAAAAGCUGAACAAAGGCAAACGGUGUUAGCUAAACAAGGAUUCGCACGUAAGCUCAUAAAGGCAAGCAGCUUGUUUUUGAAUUUGUUUUUGCAGAACAGUCGACACUACUGAGUUUGAAAUAAUGAGUGUUUCUACAGCAGUUAGAAGAAGAUCGGUGACACUCAGUUCCGUGGAGCCAUUCUUAAGGAAGCAAAAAAGAGAUCGUCUGCGUACAACGAGCAUUAAUUCCAUCGCAUCUGGAAUUGCGAGCUCAGUGGAACGACAACGAUCCUCGACAUGGCAUGGCGCGGAAGAAGAAUCAAGCGGCCUGAGUUUGGGUAGUUCAUCAUCACCACAUGACAUCGCCGAUUUGAAAGAUUUCCAGGAUGAACUGGAAUCACAAGAAGUCAUCAAGCAUAUUUUAAAAGAAGAGUUGGAAAACUCUCUAACGGAUUGCGACUACGAUAGCCAGCGAUGCGUUUCUCAGUGUGCAAAUAUUAGCCAAGCAGUUGAGUUGAGAGUCAAGGAAAUUAUUCCCUCGGAGACCAAAGUGGUGGCGGUGGUGUACAUCGGUGAGAUUCGGGAUCAGGGUCUUGAAAUAACCAGCCAGUGCUUAUGGGAUCCUGAAACUGACAAUUUCGUAACUGCAAGCUUUUGGAGUAAAACAUUGUUUGCCGUAUGUACUGUUUUUACGGUUCAGUUCUGAAGCAUGCCAUAUUGCGGCAUUACUUUUUAGGAUUAAGUUUCUACAGAGUCCUAAUUUAGUUUUAUAGCGAAGAGUUAACCAAAGAAACCUUGAUAUCAAAGGUUCAUAAGACAAGGCCGGUCGUCAGAAUAAAGAUCUAUGAAACAAUCCAUCAAAAGUUUGCAUGUAUAUGUCGCACGCGACGGCCGGCCUUGAAAUAAGAGAGUAAACAUAAUUGUUUAUAAUGAUUUCCGAAAAUCAUUAUUUUCACUGAUGUUAUUCGGAACAAUUACGUAAUAUUUUCUCCUUUCAGAUUACAUUAUAAGUAGUUACCCCACAGUUGUGACCUAUUCGAAUAUUUAGAGGCUUGUAACAGACUCGCAACUACUUUUUCCGUCGUCUACUCUAUGUUCAUCAGCGAAAAGGUCAGUGUUAUUAUUCAUAUCUACUUUACAAUGUUGUGAUUCAUUGACUGGUAUGAACAUUGUCGCCGGCAUGACUGCAUGGUCAUUAAGCAAGUCUAACCAUUGUUAUUCGCUUCAACAACUUAGACAAGGAAAAACGUAGACAGAUCAGAUAAAAACAUUUGAAUCAUAAAUUGUAUUCAUAUUGCCAAC